CAGAGCACCUAAAAAAUUCACCCUCAACCCUGACACCAAAUUUCUGGAUAAUGUAGACGUUGUGGGGGUACAUCUUGUGAAUGACUUUGACCUGGUUCGUGAAAUGCAAGUGCGUUUGGGAAAAUUCGCCAAAGGUCAGACUGAUAUUUCCCUGUAAUGUGGCCCGUCUCCUUGUCGACGGAGAAUGUCCACUCGCUUGCAUCGGAGCCUUACGUGGUGGCACCCAAACCAUCCGGACCGCGAUUUCUGCUUUACAUUGAUCAUUCCGGGGAUAAUUUCCUGGAGAAUAUGACGCAACACAUUUUUCGUGUUGACGAAGAUCACGCCAUUAAGAUAGAAACGUUUGACGGGAGACCUGUCACUGACACUGUUCUCGAUGGGAUCAUUACAAGCGAAAAAUUCAAUGGUGCUGAUGCCAGUUGCGAAGGAAAUAAGGAAGAAGGAACUAACAGAAAAUUGACGUUUUUAAUUCGCGACGCAAUCAGAUGCAACGGAAAGGAUCUGACUAACUAUAACAUUCUCAAACGAAUCACUUUUGUCAGGGAGGAGAUCUUGAUACCGAGUUGUGCCGGUGUGAAAAAGAACGAGGCAUUUGAUUUGGAUAUUGUCAAGUAUGAGGAAGCGUAUCAGACUGAAAAUUAUUUGUCUGAUGAAUACGCCCAGCGUUUCAAAUAUCCGUUUCGUUCGCUCAUGUUCUGCCCACGAGCAAAGGGCUACAAAUGCGGAACCAACUACGACGUCUUUCAAUGGCAGGAAAAUGAUGUUCAGGAAUGCAGUUUUCGACUAAAAAUUCCGAAAGGAAUUAAAGAUUUAAAAAUAGCCGAGCUUCAUGCAGGGGGUCCUAAUCUCUCUGAAAUCAAAUACGACACGAUUAGACUGACGGAAGAAAUUAAAACACUGGACGGAUGCAUCAUUGAUUGUCGCUACUUUGAACACCAAUGGAUCUUCAUCAAGCAGCGCCAUGACCGCAAUCAUCCCAAUGGAAGGCGCGCAGUUAUGGAGAAAAUGGCAGCGCUUGAAAAAUCCGUUUCUCGCGAUCUUCUCCUGACAAAUCUGGAAAAAUCUAGAGGUUUGGAAUGAAAUUGUUUGCUUGUCACCAGUUUUUCCAGCAAUGAAGUCCGAUUUGUGUAGAUGUAUUCGUAGUCUAGUAAUAGAACUUUUAACCAUC
This is a messenger RNA of Daphnia pulicaria, 1168 nucleotides long. Its product is annotated as mRNA-capping enzyme-like. The record is from RefSeq and is a predicted model, not a curated record. Gene Ontology annotation, molecular function: ATP binding; mRNA guanylyltransferase activity. The coding region runs from base 157 to 1080 and encodes 307 amino acids. The transcript has 5 exons. Lineage: Eukaryota; Metazoa; Arthropoda; Branchiopoda; Diplostraca; Daphniidae. Gene Ontology annotation, biological process: 7-methylguanosine mRNA capping.